Messenger RNA from Labeo rohita (rohu), 3198 nucleotides. It is a transcript of the gene gng12b, whose product is annotated as guanine nucleotide binding protein (G protein), gamma 12b. Gene Ontology annotation, molecular function: G-protein beta-subunit binding. Lineage: Eukaryota; Metazoa; Chordata; Actinopteri; Cypriniformes; Cyprinidae. The record is from RefSeq and is a predicted model, not a curated record. The coding region runs from base 355 to 573 and encodes 72 amino acids. Gene Ontology annotation, cellular component: heterotrimeric G-protein complex. The transcript has 3 exons. Gene Ontology annotation, biological process: G protein-coupled receptor signaling pathway.
GAAUUCGUAUAUUCAGGUUGUGGACGUGUAGAGAAACUGUUGCGCUCCAGUCCUCCACCGUUCCCACCAUUCCGCCUUAUUUACGCGUACAGAAGUGAAAGGUCGAUCGGUUUCUGAGUUCGGCUGUUUCAAAUAAACAAGGACAGCUUUACAGAGAUUUCAAGUCAGGAAUAACACUAGGUUUAUGAGGUGACAGUUGUUACAGGCGAACUUUAUAUACUUGUGAACAAUUGCCAUCGACAGAUCGGUCUCUUUUGGCAGUAUUACACCAAGGUUGUUCUUCUAUUCCCGUUUUUUUCCUUCCUCCACACUAAACCCACUGAGCCGAGAUACGGUUUGUGAAGAUAACCGAAGAUGUCGUCUAAGAUGCAAAGCUCUAAUAACAUAGCCCAGGCCAGAAGGACUGUUCAACAGCUACGGAUAGAAGCUAACAUAGAGAGAAUAAAGGUGUCUAAAGCUUCUGCAGACCUCAUGCAUUACUGCAGUGAACAUGCCAAGUAUGAUCCUCUGCUUAUGGGUAUCCCAACUUCAGAAAAUCCUUUUAAAGAUAAGAAGCCCUGCACUAUAUUGUAGUAGGAUGCCUGAACUCUUGAUGUAUGUUUUGAUGUUCCCUUUUAUUAUUUUUUUUAAUAGAAAGAAUAUGAUCUUCAAACAUUCAUUCACUAUUCACCUUAAAAUGAGCUAAACCCCAAGCUAUUAUUUGAUUCUAUCCACACUAGAAAUGCUCCUGCUGUCUGUUAAAAGAAGAGUCAAAGCUCCUAGUAAACAAAUCAUUUGUGGUGCAAAGACAAAACCAAACUAUGAAUGAAUUUUUUCGCUUUAGGGCACAGCACAGAUGAGUUGUUUGCUUUGUGAUAGUGUCCACUGAUGUGGUUGUGUCUUCUGCAAAUAAAGGGUGAGGUCAGAGUGGGUUGGCUUGUAUCAUGAAGCACAGGAAACGAUCAUUUUUAAUGACUCCACUCUGUAAUAUAUAUCUGCAGAUAAGCAGAGCCUCAUCAGCGGUGCUUUGACCCCGUCUGAUAUUUUUAAAGGCGUCUAGUCACAGGGAGGUGUGGGGGGUUGAUGUGAGGGGUGAAAUGUCAGCAUCACAAAUGUGUGAAGGGUGCUUGUGCUCAGUGGAGGAGGAAACAGGUGUCUUUGGAGGCGUCACAUUGACGUAAUGCUACUCCGGCCCUCCCUCAUUAACUCACUGUGUCUAAACAAUGGAGUGAUACAAAGCUAACCCCUCCUGUCAAAUCACUACACGCAACACUGUGCCCUUUUUAUUUUCUCGCAGUAAAACAGGUGAACUGUGUUUCAAAAGUUCAGCAACUGCCAAAACUCACAGAUCAGCAUUUAAAGAGUAAUACAAGGUGACAUGAUCAUGCAUUUGUAUGGAGGUGUUCUUAUUCACCACUUUUUUUUUCUUAGUUUAAUUAGUGAAACAAAAGUUGGGAAACACUUUACAAUAAGGUUACAUUUGUUAAUAGUAAUGUAUUAGGAAUCAUGAAUUAGCAAUGAAGCAAAAUUUACCAGCGGUUAUUAAGUUAAUGUUAAUUUAUAAAUGCACUGUACUGUUAUUCAUUUUUAAGACAUAAUUCAUAGCUAAAGUUAAUUAAUACAAUUAAUAAUUAAUACAACUUGAAAUGUUAAAAUGUAUUAGUAUACACUACCAUUCAAAAGUGUGGGGUCUGUAAGAUUUUCUUUUUAUUAAAAUUGUUAGAUUUUUUUUUUAAAUGUAUGUUAUAUAUAUACAUUUUAAAAUAUAUUCAAAUAGAAAACAGUUAAUACUAAAAAUAUUACUUUGGAUCAAAUAAAUGCAGGCUUGGUGAGCAGAAGAGAUUAAAAAUCAGAAAAAUCUGAAAAUUUUUGACUGGUAGUGUAUAUCAAAUUAUUAAAAAUUAAAAUAUCUUUCGUAUCUUUUUUAAAUACAAUUUAUUCCUGUGGGGACGAAGCUGAAUUUCCGUUUUCAUUGCUACAUAUGCUGAUUUGGUGCUCAAGAGAAAAAAAUCAUAUUAAUUAUUAUUCUGCUUAAUAUAAUUUUAGAAACUUGAAUGAAUAGAAAGUUCACAAUAACAGCAUUUAUUUACAUCAUUAACAUGAUGAUUCUUUAAAUCUUAAAAUUUUAUCUUAUUGCAAAGUGUUACCAAAAUGUCUACAUUCAGUAAAUGGGAUGAGAUUUCCCCUUUGAAUUUGCAUUAGAAUACUUGUCUUGUGUUAUUGCCCUGUUUAUGUAUAGAUACAGUAGCAAUAUCACUGCAGAUCAUGGUACGUAAUAUAUUAUAACCCUUUAAUGAUUAUUUACGAGAUGCCUUAUGUUAACAUACAAUUGCAUUUCUCCUGAUUGUUUUGAUUUGUAAUCAUUGUUCUUUUUUUUAUGACAAAAUUUUAAUGUCAUUGUGCCAUCUCAUUCUGGGAUCUAACCAGCAAUAGAAACAUACAUAGGGUUGCAUAUGAUUUUUCAAUACACAGACACUGAGCACAUGAUGGUUCCUCUGAUUGUAGUUCUUUUUGUGACUGUUAUAAUCAUGCGUUUUGACAACAUUCCAUGUUUACAACUCCUGUACCUUGUUUUUUGUAACACUCUUGUGAAUUGCCAUGCAUUUAAUGAAAGUGAGUGUGUAAUGCCUUCAUGACACAGCUGGCAGAAAACAACUUCACCAGACCAGCUGUACCAGCCUUAAUGAAGUAUUCCUGCUCUGACUCGUUCACUGCCACGCUCCUGUCUCGAGACGACAGCCAGAGUGAAACUACUGUGAACCCUGAAAUCUUCACUGUGUGUCUUCAUCAUUACACAUCUGUCUUAUGCCUUAGGCUGGACAUAUCUAUGCCUGUGUAUCAUGCAACUGAACUUCACACAUCAAGAUUUUAUCUGAACAACAGUAUGCUUUGAAUGGCAAUUUCAGCCUUGCUUUCUUGUUGUGUGAUGCUUUUGUAAUGUUUCCUAACAGUAGUAUUGAGUUAUCUCAGUGGCCUGUUGUUUUCUUGAUGCUGUGGUCAAUUCAGAAGGUGCUUUUGUAUUGAAAAUACGACAUGCACAAGCUCUUCAGUCUGCCUUCUUAUCUCUUUUUGCCUUUAAAAAAAUAUUUUUAAUAUGAAGAGCAUUUGGUGAGUGAAUUUUCCACCUUCCUUUCUUUGUGCUGAAAUUCCAGAGCUGGGUCACAAUAUGCUGGGUUGUAGAUGUGUUCUUUUUUCCAACUAAUUAAAGAUUUAUUCUCA